Messenger RNA from Pipistrellus kuhlii (Kuhl's pipistrelle), 7734 nucleotides. It is a transcript of the gene ARFGEF3, whose product is annotated as ARFGEF family member 3. Lineage: Eukaryota; Metazoa; Chordata; Mammalia; Chiroptera; Vespertilionidae. The record is from RefSeq and is a predicted model, not a curated record. The transcript is spliced from 35 exons. The coding region runs from base 178 to 6855 and encodes 2225 amino acids. Gene Ontology annotation, molecular function: guanyl-nucleotide exchange factor activity. Gene Ontology annotation, biological process: regulation of ARF protein signal transduction.
GGCGGGCGGGCGGCGGGGCUGACGUGGCCGCGCGCGGAGCGGCCGUGAUUCACCAGCCGCCGCGGGGCCGGGGCUGGGAGCGGGCCGCGGGGCGCGCAGGGCCAGGCAGCGGCGGCGGCGUCCCCGACUGGCCUCCUCGCGCUCCUUCUGGGCCGCAGGGCCCCGGAGGAGGUCAAGAUGGAAGAGAUCCUGAGGAAGCUGCAGAAGGAAGCGUCCGGGAGCAAGUACAAAGCCAUCAGAGAGAGCUGCACCUGGGCCCUGGAAACCUUGGGUGGUGUUGAUACCGUUGUCAAGAUCCCUCCACACUUGCUGAGGGAGAAAUGCCUCCUGCCUCUCCAGUUGGCUUUGGAAUCCAAGAACGUGAAGCUGGCCCAACAUGCCUUGGCAGGAAUACAGAAGCUUGUGUCAGAAGAGAGGUUUGUAUCCAUGGAAACAGACUCCGAUGAGAAGCAGCUGCUCAAUCAGAUCCUGAACGCCGUAAAAGUGACGCCCUCCCUCCACGAAGACCUGCAGGUGGAAGUGAUGAAGGUUUUACUCUGCAUAACUUACACCCCGACGUUUGACCUGAACGGGAGCGCUGUGCUGAAGAUCGCGGAGUUGUGUUUAGCAUGCCGUAAACCUGGAUGUCCACAAUUGCAUGAAAUGACCAAAAUGUCCAUUAUGAAACUCCUCACUGCCCUGUGUCUUCGUGCGUUCCCUGGUGAUCAGGGGCCUGUGGCUUUUCACAAGGUGUGCAUUGAGACAUACACAUGUAGCUGUCACCAGCGUAGUAUAAACACUGCUGUGCGGGCCACUCUAAGCCAGAUGCUGAGUGACCUGACUUUGCAGUUACGACAAAGGCAGGAGAAUACGAUAAUUGAAAACCCGGACGUCCCACAGGAGUUCGGGAGUCAAGGGUCGACCGUAGAGGCCCUCUGUGAUGACCUUGUCUCUGUGCUCACUGUUCUGUGUGAGAAGCUGCAAGCCGCCAUCAACGACAGUCAGCAGCUGCAGCUGCUGUACCUGGAGUGCAUCCUGUCCAUGCUCAGCAGCUGCUCCUCCUCCAUGCACCUGCACAAGGGCUUCACAGACCUGACCUGGAAAAACCUUUGCCCUGCUCUCAUCGUGAUCCUGGGGAAUCCAAUUCAUGACAAAACCAUCACCUCUGCUCACAGCAGCAGCACGAGUGCCAGCAUGGAGUCAGACUCUGCGUCUCCAGGCGUUUCUGACCAUGGCCGGGGCUCAGGCUGUUCCUCCACUGCACCCGCCCUGAGUGGGCCUGUGGCUCGGACCAUCUAUUACAUUGCAGCUGAGCUGGUCCGGCUGGUGGGGUCGGUGGACUCCAUGAAGCCCGUGCUCCAGUCCCUCUAUCACCGCAUGCUGCUCUACCCCCCACCCCAGCACCGGGUGGAAGCCAUCAAAGUGAUGAAAGAGCUACUUGGGAGCCCACAGCGUCUCUGCGAUUUGGCAGGACCCAGCUCCACUGAACCCGAAUCCAGAAAAAGAUCAAUUUCAAAAAGAAAGUCUCAUCUGGAUCUUCUCAAACUCAUCAUGGAUGGCAUGACCGAAGCUUGCAUCAAGGGUGGCAUCGAGGCUUGCUAUGCCGCCGUGUCCUGCGUCUGCACCUUACUCGGGGCCCUCGACGAGCUCAGCCAGGGAAAGGGCCUGAGUGAAGGUCAGGUCCAGCUGCUGCUCCAGCGCCUGGAGGAGCUGAAGGACGGGGCCGAGUCAAGCAGGGACUCCAUGGAGAUCAACGAGGCCGACUUCCGCUGGCAGCGGCGAGUCCUGUCCUCGGAACACACGCCGUGGGAGUCGGGGAAUGAGAGGAGCCCCGACAUCAGCAUCAGUGUGACCACGGACACGGGCCAGACCACUCUGGAGGGAGAGUUGGGUCAGACCACACCUGAGGACCACUCCAGAAACCGCAAGAACAGCCUCAAGUCCCCAGCCGUCCAGGAGAGCAAGGAGGCGCUGAGCAAAGUGUCAGAACCAGAAGCGGUAGACCAGCCAGACGUCGUUCAGAGAAGCCACAUGGUUGCUUACCCUGACAUCACGAACUUCCUGUCCGUGGACUGCAGGAUGAGGUCCUACGGAUCUAGAUACAGCGAGAGCAAUUUUAGCGUGGAUGACCAGGAUCUCUCCAGGACGGAAUUUGACUCCUGCGACCAGUACUCGAUGGCCGCGGAAAAGGACUCGGGGAGGUCUGACGUGUCGGACAUCGGGUCGGACAACUGCUCGCUGGCCGAUGAGGAGCAGACCCCGCGGGACUGCCUGGGCCACAGGUCCCUGCGGACUGCUGCUCUGUCCCUCAAACUGUUGAAGAACCAGGAGGCCGACCAGCACAGCGCCAGGCUGUUUGUGCAGUCUCUUGAGGGCCUCCUUCCUCGCCUCCUGGCCCUGCCCAGCGUGGAGGAGGUAGACUCAGCCCUCCAGAACUUUGCCUCUACCUUCUGCUCAGGCAUGAUGCACUCCCCCGGGUUUGACGGGAACAGCAGCCUCAGCCUGCAGAUGCUGAUGAACGGGGACAGCCUGUACACGGCAGCGCACUGCGCUCUGCUCCUCAACCUGAAGCUCUCCCACGGUGACUACUACCGGAAGCGGCCAGCCCUGGCGCCUGGCAUGAUGAAAGAGUUCAUGAAGCAGGUGCAGACCAGCGGGGUGCUGAUGAUCUUCUCCCAGGCCUGGAUCGAGGAGCUCUACCACCAGGUGCUCGACAGAAACAUGCUGGGAGAAGCCGGCUACUGGGGCAGCCCCGAGGAUAACAGCCUCCCGCUCAUCACCAUGCUGACCGAUAUCGACGGCUUAGAGAGCAGCGCGAUUGGGGGCCAGCUCAUGGCCUCUGCGUCUACAGAGUCUCCCUUCACCCAGAGCAGGAGGAUUGAUGACUCCACAGUGGCAGGUGUGGCGUUUGCUCGCUACAUUCUGGUUGGCUGCUGGAAGAACCUGAUCGAUACUUUAUCGACCCCCCUGACUGGCCGCAUGGCGGGGAGCUCCAAAGGGCUGGCCUUCAUUCUAGGAGCGGAAGGCAUCAAAGAGCAGAACCAGAAGGAACGCGAUGCCAUCUGCAUGAGCCUGGAUGGGCUGCGGAAGGCGGCACGGCUGAGCUGUGCUCUAGGAGUUGCAGCUAACUGCGCCUCGGCCCUUGCCCAAAUGGCAGCUGCCUCCUGUGUCCAGGAAGAGAAAGAGGACAAGGAAGUCCAAGAACCCAGUGAUGCCAUAGCACAAGUGAAACUAAAAGUGGAGCAGAAACUGGAGCAGAUCGGGAAGCUGCAGGGGGUGUGGCUGCACACAGCCCACGUCCUGUGCAUGGACGCCAUCCUCAGUGUAGGCCUGGAGAUGGGAAGCCACAACCCGGACUGCUGGCCACACGUGUUCAGGGUGUGUGAGUAUGUGGGCACGCUGGAGCACACCCACUUCCGCGAUGGCACCUCUCAGCCCCCCCUGACCAUCAGCCAGCCCCAGAAGGCCCCCGGAGGCUCCGGACUCCUUGGGGACCUGGAGUGUGAAGGCUCGCCCCCGGAGCAGAGCCCAGAGCAGGAGAGCGCUCUGAGCACCGCCCCGGUCAUCCAGCCCCUCUCCAUCCAGGAACUCAUCAGGGAAGGCAGCCGUGGCCGGGCCUCCGACUUCCGCGGGGGCAGCCUCAUGACCGGGAGCAGCGCCGCCAAGGCUGUGCUGGCGCUGUCCACGCAGGCCGACAGGCUCUUUGAAGAUGCUAUAGAUAAGUUGAACCUCAUGGCCCUGGGAGGUUUCCUUUACCAGCUGAAGAAAGCAUCGCAGUCCCAGCUUUUCCAUUCUGUGACGGACACAGUUGAUUACUCGCUGGCAAUGCCAGGAGAAGUGAAAUCCACCCAAGACCGGAAGAGCGCCCUCCACCUGUUCCGCCUCGGGGACGCCAUGCUGAGGAUCGUGCGCAGCAAGGCCAGGCCGCUGCUCCACGUGAUGCGCUGCUGGAGCCUGGUGGCCCCGCACCUGGUGGAGGCUGCCUGCCACAAGGAAAGACAUGUGUCUCAGAAGGCUGUCUCCUUCAUCCAUGACAUAUUGACAGAGGUCCUCACGGACUGGAACGAGCCACCUCAUUUCCACUUCAAUGAAGCCCUCUUCCGGCCCUUUGAGCGGAUUAUGCAGCUGGAGCUGUGUGACGAGGAUGUCCAAGACCAGGUCGUCACAUCCAUUGGUGAGCUGGUUGAAGUGUGUUCCACCCAAAUCCAGUCGGGCUGGAGGCCCUUGUUCAGCGCCCUGGAGACCGUGCACAGCGGGAACAAGUCCGAGGUGAAGGAGUACCUAGUGGGCGAUUACUCCAUGGGGAAAGGCCAAGCUCCAGUGUUUGACGUAUUUGAAGCUUUUCUCAACACCGACAACAUCCAGGUCUUCGCUAAUGCAGCCACUAGUUACAUCAUGUGCCUUAUGAAGUUUGUCAAAGGGCUGGGGGAGGUGGACUGUAAGGAGAUCGGAGACUGUGUCCCGGGACCAGGAGCCACUGCCCCCGACCUGUGCCUCCCUGCCCUGGACUACCUCAGGCGCUGCUCUCAGUUAUUGGCCAAAAUCUACAAAAUGCCAAUGAAGCCAAUAUUUCUUAGCGGGCGACUUGCUAGCUUGCCUCGAAGACUUCAGGAGCAGUCAGCAAGCAGUGAGGAUGGCAUCGAGUCGGUCCUGUCUGAUUUUGAUGAUGACACGGGUCUGAUCGAAGUCUGGAUCAUCCUGCUGGAGCAGCUAGCGGCAGCUGUGUCCAACUGCCCACGGCAGCACCAGCCACCAACCUUGGAUUUACUCUUCGAGCUGUUGAGAGAUGUCACCAAAACACCUGGACCAGGGUUUGGUAUCUAUGCAGUUGUUCAUCUUCUCCUUCCUGUGAUGUCCCUUUGGCUCCGCCGGAGCCAUAAAGACCAUUCUUACUGGGAUGUGGCCUCAGCUAACUUCAAGCACGCCAUCGGUCUGUCCUGCGAGCUGGUGGUGGAGCACAUUCAGAGCUUUAUACACUCAGACAUUAGGUACGAGAGCAUGAUCAACACCAUGCUGAAGGACCUCUUUGAGUUACUGGUAGCCUGUGUGGCCAAGCCCACGGAAACCAUCUCCAGAGUGGGCUGCUCCUGCAUUAGGUACGUUCUCGUGACAGCAGGCCCUGUGUUCACGGAAGAAAUGUGGAGGCUGGCCUGCUGUGCCCUGCAGGACGCAUUCUCUGCCACACUCAAGCCCGUGAAGGAUCUGCUGGGCUGCUUCCACAGCAGCACUGAGGGCUUCAGUGGGGAAGGCUGCCAGGUGAGGGUGGCAGCCCCCUCCACCUCCCCCAGUGCCGAAGCCGAGUACUGGCGCAUUCGAGCCAUGGCUCAGCAGGUGUUUAUGUUGGACACCCAGUGCUCACCAAAGACUCCAAACACCUUCGAUCAUGCCCAGUCCUGCCAGCUCAUUAUUGAGCUGCCUCCUGAUGAAAAGCCAAACGGACACACCAAGAAAAGUGUUUCCUUCAGGGAGAUUGUGGUGAGCUUGCUGUCCCAUCAGGUGUUGCUGCAGAACUUGUACGACAUCUUGCUAGAAGAGUUCGUCAAAGGCCCCUCUCCCGGAGAGGAGAAGACCGCCCCAGCGCCGGACACCAAGCUGGCGGGCUUCCUGCGCUACAUCUCCAUGCAGAACCUGGCCGUCAUCUUCGACCUGCUGCUGGACUCCUACCGGACGGCCAGGGAGUUUGACACCAGCCCGGGCCUCAAGUGCCUGCUCAAGAAGGUGUCCGGCAUCGGAGGGGCCGCCAACCUCUACCGCCAGUCUGCCAUGAGCUUCAACAUCUACUUCCACGCGCUGGUCUGCGCCGUCCUCACCAACCAGGACACCAUCACGGCCGAGCAGGUGAAGAAGGUCCUCUUCGAGGACGACGAGAGGAGCACCGACUCCUCGCAGCAGUGCUCCUCGGAGGACGAGGACAUCUUCGAGGAGACGGCCCAGGUGAGCCCGCCGCGGGGCAAGGAGAAGCGGCGCUGGCGGGCCCGCCUGCCCUCGCUGAGCGUGCAGCCCGUCAGCAACGCCGACUGGGUGUGGCUGGUGAAGCGGCUGCACAAGCUGUGCAUGGAGCUGUGCAACCACUACAUCCAGAUGCACCUGGACCUGGAGAGCAGCCUGGAGGAGGCGCCCCUCCCCAAGGGCGACCCCUUCUUCAUCCUGCCCUCCUUCCAGUCCGAGUCCUCCACCCCGUCCACCGGCACCGGCACCGGCGGCUUCUCGGGCAAAGACACGCCCUCGGAGGACGACCGCAGCCAGGCGGCGGCGGCGGCGCGGGAGCCCCCCGCGGGGGGCGAGUCCCCGGUGCCGCCCCCGAGCCCCAAGGCGGAGAGGAAGGAGCCCCCCGGCAGGAAGAAGGAGUGGUGGGAGAGCGCGGGCAACAAGAUCUACAGCAUGGCCGCGGACAGGACCAUCUCCAAGCUGAUGACGGAGUACAAGAAGCGGAAGCAGCAGCAGCAGCAGCACAACCUGCCCGCCUUCCCCAAAGAGGGCAAAGGGGAGAAGAAGGGGGAGGCCCUGGGCGCCCGGGGCCCGGACUCCCCGCUGCUGCAGCGGCCCCAGCACCUGAUGGACCAGGGGCAGAUGCGGCAUUCGUUCAGCGCGGGCCCCGAGCUGCUGCGGGAGAAGAGGCCGCGCUCCGGCUCCACCGGGAGCUCCUGGAGCGUGUCCGUGCGGGACGCCGAGGCGCAGAUCCAGGCAUGGACCAACAUGGUGCUAACAGUUCUCAAUCAAAUUCAGAUCCUUCCAGACCCCACCUUCAUGGCCCUCCAGCCAGCAGUGUUCCCAUGCAUCAGCCAGCUGACCUGUCACGUGACGGACAUCAGAGUUCGCCAGGCUGUGAGAGAGUGGCUUGGCAGAGUGGGCCGUGUCUAUGACAUCGUUGUGUAGAAAACUCACAUCGAAGAAAUUCAGUAGCGAGGGUUAGAGUAUGCCUGCCAAUCUAACUGACAGCAUUUUCCCCACCACCAGCUCUACCAUCACUAGUGUCUCAGAACAAUCAGCUGCACCCUAACUAAUCGCAUUGGGGCCAUUCUGGAUACCAAGGUUGUAUCUAGAUGAGAAAUGAUACUCUGAUUUUGCACAUUCUUUCAGAAGUUUCUCCAUUCCUUGACACAUUUCUAAAUCAUGAAGUUGAUUUCCCAGUGCUUUUGCCUGUAAUGUUAUUGCCAAAUGGGUCCCUUUCCAAAGACCGCUCCUUUGAAAACUGCAUUGAUCCAUUUGAUUCUUUUUUAAAUGCAAUUACUAAGAAAAUAUCUGCUGGUAAGUCAAGCUGAUGUAUAAACAUGCCUAUAUUUAGUACCAAACAUUAGUCAUUGAAGAAAGACUUGUGUCAUGAUUGUGCAUUUGGUGGAGAAGAAGACAGAAAGAUAUAUCCUUAUGUGUCAUAAUCAAGAAAAGGAUAGCUUUCUCUGUAAAAUAUUCCAGAACAUUUCAAAAUUGUCCUAAGUUGUCAAGAUUUUCUGGUUGGUACUCACCAACUUCUUUGUAUAAGGUACUGUUGUGCCUUUAUUUUCCCUAUUUCUAAUGGAAGAAAAUUAUUUCCUGGCAGAGUGUUAAGUUGGUGUCAUGGCAGCCUUUGACACCCAGUGCCCAGUGACAUUUGCUGAUACAGAUAUUGCCAAGAUUCAGAAGACUGGCCAGUCACCUGGCAGUCCCAUUAGUCUUUGCUUUUGCUCCCAAGGCAGAAAAGAAAAGGGAAAGAAAAAAUGGUGCCUUAGUCCUUUGUUGCACGGGCAUUUCUAUGCUCCACAGUUAUCUCAACAUAAG